AUCGGCAUUGACAGGCAUCACUGAUGGGCACUGAAAGUCAGCACUCAUAUAUGGCACUGAUAGUCAGCACUGACAGUGGUUAUAAUCAGGGGCAGACUGACAACUCAUGGGGCCCCCGGGAAAUAGGGGAUCAUGGGCCCCUGUGACCUUGCCCAAACUCAAAAAGGCCUAUGAAAAAGGUACCAGGGGCAUCUCAUGGGGCCCCCUACUGUGCCCGAGUUUCCAAAUGGUCAGUCCACCCCUGGUUAUAAUAUUGUUCAGU
This is a messenger RNA of Staurois parvus, 262 nucleotides long. NCBI's taxonomy places the organism in Eukaryota, Metazoa, Chordata, Amphibia, Anura, Ranidae. The record is from the annotation of a GenBank genome assembly.